Messenger RNA from Nicotiana tabacum (common tobacco), 2483 nucleotides. Lineage: Eukaryota; Viridiplantae; Streptophyta; Magnoliopsida; Solanales; Solanaceae. The record is from RefSeq and is a predicted model, not a curated record.
ACACUCUAAUAAGCAAACUCAAACUCAUUUGCCUGUUCUUCUCUCUCAUAUCUUUCUACCAUCCCCCUACCUUCUCUCUCCACCGCAGACCCCUCUUUUCACCUAUUUCUCUCCUCCUCUCUCUCUCUCUAUAUAUCUUUCACGCCACCGUUUCCAACUGUUUGUGCUGGGUUUAUGGAAUGACUGAUUACAGCUUACCCACCAUGAAUUUGUGGAAUACUAGUGGUACUACCGAUGACAACGUUACUAUGAUGGAAGCUUUUAUGUCUUCUGAUCUCACUUCAUUUUGGGCUACUUCUAAUUCUACUGCUGUUGCUGCUGUUACCUCUAAUUCUAAUCAUAUUCCAGUUAAUACCCCAACGGUUCUUCUUCCGUCUUCUUGUGCCUCUACUGUCACAGCUGUGGCUGUCGAUGCUUCAAAAUCCAUGUCUUUUUUCAACCAAGAAACCCUUCAACAGCGUCUUCAAACGCUCAUUGAUGGUGCUCGUGAGACGUGGACCUAUGCCAUCUUUUGGCAGUCAUCCGCCGUUGAUUUAACGAGUCCGUUUGUGUUGGGCUGGGGAGAUGGUUACUACAAAGGUGAAGAAGAUAAAGCCAAUAGGAAAUUAGCUGUUUCUUCUCCUGCUUAUAUAGCUGAGCAAGAACACCGGAAAAAGGUUCUCCGGGAGCUGAAUUCGUUGAUUUCCGGCACGCAAACCGGCACUGAUGAUGCCGUCGAUGAAGAAGUUACCGACACUGAAUGGUUCUUCCUUAUUUCCAUGACCCAGUCGUUUGUUAACGGAAGUGGGCUUCCGGGUCAGGCCUUAUACAAUUCCAGCCCUAUUUGGGUCGCCGGAGCAGAGAAAUUGGCAGCUUCCCACUGCGAACGGGCUCGGCAGGCCCAGGGAUUCGGGCUUCAGACGAUGGUUUGUAUUCCUUCAGCAAACGGCGUGGUUGAAUUGGGCUCCACGGAGUUGAUUAUUCAGAGUUCUGAUCUCAUGAACAAGGUUAGAGUAUUGUUUAACUUCAAUAAUGAUUUGGGCUCUGGUUCGUGGGCUGUGCAACCCGAGAGCGAUCCGUCCGCUCUUUGGCUCACUGAUCCAUCGUCUGCAGCUGUACAAGUCAAAGAUUUAAAUACAGUUGAGGCAAAUUCAGUUCCAUCAAGUAAUAGUAGUAAGCAAGUUGUAUUUGAUAAUGAGAAUAAUGGUCACAGUUGUGAUAAUCAGCAACAGCACCAUUCUCGGCAACAAACACAAGGAUUUUUUACAAGGGAGUUGAACUUUUCAGAAUUCGGGUUUGAUGGAAGUAGUAAUAAUAGGAAUGGGAAUUCAUCACUUUCUUGCAAGCCAGAGUCGGGGGAAAUCUUGAAUUUUGGUGAUAGCACUAAGAAAAGUGCAAAUGGGAACUUAUUUUCCGGUCAGUCCCAUUUUGGUGCAGGGGAGGAGAAUAAGAAGAAGAAAAGGUCACCUGCUUCCAGAGGAAGCAAUGAAGAAGGAAUGCUUUCAUUUGUUUCAGGUACAAUCUUGCCUGCAGCUUCUGGUGCGAUGAAGUCAAGUGGAUGUGUAGGUGAAGACUCUGAUCAUUCGGAUCUUGAGGCCUCAGUGGUGAAAGAAGCUGAAAGUAGUAGAGUUGUAGAACCCGAAAAGAGGCCAAAGAAGCGAGGAAGGAAGCCAGCAAAUGGACGGGAGGAACCUUUGAAUCACGUCGAAGCAGAGAGGCAAAGGAGAGAGAAAUUAAACCAAAGGUUCUACGCUUUAAGAGCUGUUGUUCCGAAUGUGUCCAAGAUGGACAAGGCAUCACUGCUUGGAGAUGCAAUUUCAUAUAUUAAUGAGCUGAAGUUGAAGCUUCAAACUACAGAAACAGAUAGAGAAGACUUGAAGAGCCAAAUAGAAGAUUUGAAGAAAGAAUUAGAUAGUAAAGACUCAAGGCGCCCUGGUCCUCCACCACCAAAUCAAGAUCACAAGAUGUCUAGCCAUACUGGAAGCAAGAUUGUAGAUGUGGAUAUAGAUGUUAAGAUAAUUGGAUGGGAUGCGAUGAUUCGUAUACAAUGUAAUAAAAAGAACCAUCCAGCUGCAAGGUUAAUGGUAGCCCUCAAGGAGUUAGAUCUAGAUGUGCACCAUGCCAGUGUUUCAGUGGUGAAUGAUUUGAUGAUCCAACAAGCCACAGUGAAAAUGGGUAGCAGACUUUACACGGAAGAGCAACUUAGGAUAGCAUUGACAUCCAGAGUUGCUGAAACACGCUAAAAACACUUCAGAUCUCAAUUUGUAGGCUUUGAGUUAGCCUUGUAAAUUGUGUUCGAGAGACUGCUAUAUUUAAGGCUCUGCUUCAGAGCUCUAUCUAAUGUUUUUGUCAUCAAGUUAGAGAUUAAGAUGAAGGCUCUUUUUGUGUUAUUUUUCCACUUGUACCUAGGAUUAUUCGUGUACAUAAUUGUUGAAAAACCCCAUAACUAAAAACAGUCGGGUGGUAGUUCUAGUUCAUGUAAAAAUUUGCAGCUCUAUCCUGUC